Messenger RNA from Apis laboriosa (Himalayan honeybee), 608 nucleotides. RefSeq names its product biogenesis of lysosome-related organelles complex 1 subunit 5 (gene Muted). Gene Ontology annotation, cellular component: transport vesicle; BLOC-1 complex. The coding region runs from base 16 to 474 and encodes 152 amino acids. The record is from RefSeq and is a predicted model, not a curated record. NCBI's taxonomy places the organism in Eukaryota, Metazoa, Arthropoda, Insecta, Hymenoptera, Apidae. The transcript has 4 exons.
UAUCAUAAGAAGAACAUGGCGUCGAUUAUUAAAGAUACGGGUGAAAUUUGGAGCCGAUUAUUCGAUCAUCGACCAUUCAUUCAAGGUGAAAUAACAUUUUUCCUACGCGAAUUUCAGGAAAAAAGAGACGAUCGAGAAGUGGAACGACUCUUCAAAAUACUUGAAUAUUCAACAGAUUUAAAAGAAAGUCAACUCGAUCGAACAGAACAACUUGGGGAUUGUCAUUUACCUAGCUUAAAAGCAAAUGUUGAUGUUGCCCUAAGUAUGUGUGAAAGAGUUCUUCAAAAAGAACAAGAUUUUGAUAGUGAUAUAGCAUUACAAGCAAAUAGAGAAGCAAGGAAAAUAGAAUGGGAAAAAUUUGUUAAUGAUAUGAGUGAAAAGUGUGAAAAAGUAAAUCAAACUUUUGAAGAGAAAGAAAAUGAAAUAAAAGAAUUUUACAUUGAUUUAGAAAGAAAAUUGCACAUCACAUCAUAAAUGUACAAUAACUAUUUCAUUCUUAUAUAAAGUAUAGCAAUAUAAUAUAUUUUAUGCAUAUAUUCUAAUAAUUUAUAACAUAAAAUAAUACCAGGCUUGUAUUUAAUAUAUAAAUAUUUAAUAAAAACGUUUUU